CGCAACUCUCCACUUCCACGUUCAUCCCUGGGGGCGGCCAUCUUGGAGCGAGUGGCGGCCGUCCAGGUCCAAACUUCCUCCGCAUUCCGCGAAGCGAGCAGGAAGGUGGGGUCUCCAAAAGUUGGAAACAGCCCGCCCUCUCCCUGCUGUGGAGCCAUAGCAGAUUUUGACCCCCACUCUGGAGGCGGUAUCUAGAUCACCAUGGCAACUGGACAGAAGUUGAUGAGAGCGAUUCGAGUAUUUGAAUUUGGUGGACCAGAAGUGCUGAAACUCCUGUCGGAUGUUGUAGUCCCAGUUCCAAAAGACCGUCAGGUUCUAAUCAAAGUCCAUGCAUGUGGUGUCAACCCAGUGGAGACAUAUAUCCGUUCCGGGACGUACAGUAGGAUACCACCCUUACCAUAUACUCCUGGCACCGAUGUGGCUGGGGUAAUAGAAUCCAUUGGCAAUAAUGUGUCUGCUUUCCAGAAAGGCGACAGAGUCUUCACCACGAGCACCAUCUCGGGGGGCUAUGCAGAGUACGCUCUGGCCACAGAGCACACGGUGUACAUGCUGCCCACGAACCUGGACUUCAGGCAGGGAGCUGCCAUCGGGAUCCCGUACUUCACUGCCUGUCGAGCUCUGCUGCACAGGGCCCGCGUGAAAGCUGGAGAAAGUGUUCUGGUUCAUGGAGCUAGUGGAGGAGUUGGACUAGCCACGUGCCAAAUUGCUAGAGCUUAUGGCUUAAAGGUUUUGGGUACAGCCAGUAGUGAGGAAGGACGAAAGAUUGUUUUGCAAAAUGGAGCCCAUGAAGUAUUUGAUCACAGAGAAGCUAAUUAUAUUGAUAAAAUCAAGAAAUCUGUUGGUGAAAAAGGAAUUGAUGUGAUUAUUGAAAUGUUAGCUAAUGUAAAUCUUAGUAAUGAUUUGAAACUUCUGUCAUAUGGAGGACGAGUAAUAGUUGUUGGCAGCAGAGGUUCUAUUGAAAUAAACCCACGGGACACCAUGGCAAAGGAGUCUAGCAUAACCGGAAUUUCUCUGUUUUCAUCAACCAAGGAGGAAUUUCAGCAAUUUGCAUCAGCUCUUCAAGCAGGAAUGGAAAUUGGUUGGCUGAAACCUGUGAUAGGUUCUCAGUAUCCACUGGAGAAGGUCGCCCAGGCUCAUGAAAAUAUCAUUCAUGGCAGCGGAACUGUUGGAAAAAUGGUUCUUCUGAUAUGAUGAUUCUUUCAUGGGCUUCCAGUCUAAUUGGGAGGUUUUCUUUCUUCUACCUUAUUUACGUUGUCAUUAAUUACAUUUAUAUGAUUCAGUGGAUUUGUCUUACAAAAACAAGAUUUUUUCUUUAGGGAGUAGAGACAGUGGAGUAAAGUUUAUUUUAUAGCUGGCAAUUGUUUUUUAAUGCCUUCUAUCUUAAAUCAAGGAGUUAUAGUAGGAAAGAACGUGGUAGUGGUCACUUGGUAUCGGUGUACGUUUCAGAAAUUCUUAACUGAUACUUGCUUAACUCCAUGCUAUUGAUUAAGGCAUGUUAAUUCUAAGUCAGACUGAUUGCCAAGUCUACUAAUCUUAUUAAAGGUUCAUUAAUCACCUCUGAUGAGCCCAUAGCCAAAUGGGACCCCACAGACUAUUUGGACUAAAAAAAAAAUCCCUUCUCCAAGAUAAUCUCAUUGCUUGUUACUUAGAAGGGAGAAAUUUGUUGAUUUUUCCAUUAUUUCCAUAAAUAGUAGAUAAUUCACAGUAUCACUGGGUGAUUGUCAGUGACCUGUAUGUUCUUUGAGGACAGCAGCCUUCUUGGGUCUAUGGUACAGUCACCAAGUAGGGAUUUCGUGAUCUGUUAGAUUUUCAGAGUAGAUGAAGUUAUCUUUUUGUGUGGCAUGGGUCAAAAAUUUUUGUUUAACAAGUUGACAAAUUUCCUAUAUUAAGAUGAUCUGCUUUUGUUUUCUUAACACAAUAUUUAAUAAUAAAUUCUACAGAAAAUUAAAUCCUGUGUUACCCAGUUGGCCUUCAUGUAGUACUUGCCUCACAUUACUUUGGCGUAGCUACUAAUGGUUACUUACUAGUGGUGCUACCUAAACUAAAUAGAGGAAUAAACUUUCAGAAAUCUUGCCAUCAUUGUUAUGUCCAAAGAAAUAAAUUUUGGUUGUUUA
This is a messenger RNA of Heterocephalus glaber (naked mole-rat), 2114 nucleotides long. It is a transcript of the gene Cryz, whose product is annotated as crystallin zeta. NCBI's taxonomy places the organism in Eukaryota, Metazoa, Chordata, Mammalia, Rodentia, Bathyergidae. Gene Ontology annotation, cellular component: cytosol. Gene Ontology annotation, molecular function: mRNA 3'-UTR binding; NADPH binding; zinc ion binding. The record is from RefSeq and is a predicted model, not a curated record.